This is a messenger RNA of Carassius auratus (goldfish), 3863 nucleotides long. Its product is annotated as brain-enriched guanylate kinase-associated protein-like. The transcript is spliced from 7 exons. Lineage: Eukaryota; Metazoa; Chordata; Actinopteri; Cypriniformes; Cyprinidae. The record is from RefSeq and is a predicted model, not a curated record. Gene Ontology annotation, cellular component: synapse. The coding region runs from base 818 to 2719 and encodes 633 amino acids.
UAUCCUGUAAACUAUUAAACUAGCUUGGAUGUGUUAUCCAACAUUGGAUCACGUACUGUGCCUGGUGUUGAAUUAAUAAGACUGGAACAGCCCUUGGUCACUGCUGCACACUAAAUCUGAAUGAGAAUGUGACAUAAUCUCACUCUUGCAUUAUUCAUGGGGCGGCAGAGAGACAGGGGGAGCCAGCGAGAAAGUGCAUCAUCCCUCCCUGUGAUUGUUUCAUCAACAGAUGAGCCCACCUGUUUCCCUCUCUCCCUCUCUCACACCAUCUCUCCCUCUCGCACUCGUCUUCUCACCCGCUCCCUCUCUCUGGUCUGCUGUCUGUCCUCACAUCCUGUGGAUCUCUGCGAAGCCGAUGAGUGAGUUUCUCUCGGGGAGGAGGAAGGAGAGGGGGCGGCGUGUAUGAUGUUGUGGAUCUGCAUUCAAGCUGUGACUGUGCUUUCCAUUCGCACUUAAUCUGUCAAGAUUUCUCCCCUCCUCACACAUGAGCUCGGUGCAGAAGUACACUGGCACCAUUGGGUACAGAGAGAGAGUGAGCAAGAGAAAAGGGAGAGACAGAAGGAGAGAGAGAGAGAGAGAGAGAGAGCGGUGGUGUGUGCCUCAGACUGCGCAGUGAUGCCUCGGCAGCUUCGGGAACCAGGCGCAUGUUCCUUCCACUAAUCGCCUCUUCUUCCUUCUUCCAGGCUUCGGACAAGGAGAUGCAGACCAUAAGGAUCUCCAGCGGUCUGUCAGGGCUGCAUGGGAAACUUAACCUCAGACCCAAGCAGGAAUAAGAGGAAUCCCUGUUAGGGAACCGAGAAUACAUACACAGACCUUCAUGAGAGGUGGUCUACUGCGAAAAACCAUGAAAAAGAUAUACAUUGGGAAAACAGCCCUUAAAACACCUCGGAAUGGUUGUAAACAUCAGAAAAAGAGCUCUCUGCAGGAACAGAAGGAAGACCUGCGCAAACGUCUCUCCUACACCACUCAUAAGCUGGAGCUUUUAGAGCGGGAGUUUGACUCCACGAGGCAGUACCUGGAGACCGAGCUGCGCCGAGCCCAGGAGGAGCUCGACAAGUUCACCGACAAAUUACGCCGAAUUCAGAGCAGUUACUCAGCACUGCAGAGGAUCAACCAGGACUUAGAGGAUAAAAUCCACCGAAAUUCACAGCACCACGAUGAUGAGAAACGGGCUCUUAGCAGAGAAAUCAUCGUCCUUAACAAUCAUCUCAUGGAGGCUAAGAUGACCAUUGAGAAACUGAGAGAAGACAAUGACUUGUACAGAAAGGACUGUAACCUGGCUGCACAGCUCUUGCAGUGUAAUAAGUCGCAUUACAGAGCCCAGUUAUCUGAGUUGCCUGCAGAGUUUCAGGAGCGUGUAAGCUUGCACAUGGAGGGGUCUUCACUCUGCCACUCCCCAUAUGCUGACACAGUGCCUGCCUCUGUCAUUGCUAAGGUCCUGGAGAAACCGGACGAGGUCUGCAGCAGUCAAGCCUCUCGCUCACCCAGCCCACAACCCCAGGAACGCCAGGGCUUCCUUGUGGGCACAAGCCUUGUGGGUAGCACUGAGCGCCUUGGCCUCCGAGCUACUUACAAAUCAGACCUUUACAGCAGUGACACAGCACUUUAUUGCCCUGAUGAACGGAGACGAGAGCGCAGACCCAGCAUGGACCUCCAUGGACAGCGGACAGUGUAUGAACCCCAGAACUCCACUGAUAGCAACCCAGAAGAAGGAUCCAUGUCCCUGCAGCCCGGCUUCUCGCAGGACCACUUCCGAAAGUUUACAACUUCUGUGGGAGGAGGCUCUAGCUCUUACUCCAGCUUUAGUGGAGGAGGGUCAGAGGACAAGGGUCAGGAUCCCCCAAGCAGUGCUGCAUCUUCUCCACGCCACCAAGCCCUUUACAUGGACUGGAGGGAUGGGGGUGAAUACGAGCACAAGAGUGACUCUUCCUGGGAGAGGGAGAGUCCAAGUGCUUUUUCCAAGGGCCACACUUUUCAACCGCCUGAGACCAGCCACCAUCAGAAUGGUAGCUCCCCCAUCUACAGUAGAACAAUGUCCUCCUGUUACAGUGAACCUUAUGAGCCCCUGCCAACUUCCACCUCACCCAGCAUCACCUAUGGUGACAGCCGGCGUGGAAGUGCUUUUGCUCCUGAGGAAGAAGAGCUGGUUGGUCGGUGGAGGCAACUAAGUGUGGAAGAUCUGAGUGCCCACUCAUUACGCAGUCCUGGGCGGGCCUCACCCUACAGUUUUUCUGAGCAGCACUUCUCUGUCCGGCCUGCAAAAAUUCGCCUUGGUCCACUCUACAGUAGCUUCCAGGAGGGUACUGACGUAUACCACCAUCAUGCUGGGGUAGUAGAUCCCUUCUCUAGCCCCAGCCCUGAAUGCAGCCCAGGCCUACGCCAGCAGCAAACCCAACCUCACCUUUACCACUCCAAGGAGGAUAGCCAAGAGUCCGAGCACAGCCUCUACAGCCCCAAGGAUGGUGGGGUGGCAGCCGGGGGCCAGGUUACAGAGUACGUUGACGUUAGUCCCAACAGUUCAAAUGAGUCACUUGACCAUGGAUCUCUGGAGAUGGCUGCUGAGCUACAGCAUUACCAACCCGAGAGGCACAGCGUGUCCCCUCAGGGAACAACCCCACCACCUCCUCCACAACAGCCAUACCAAAAAUUUGGCACACUAGGGCUGUCACGUAAGGACAGUCUCACCAAGGCACAGCUCUAUGGUACUCUACUAAACUAAGAGCAGAGUUUCUUGGUUACACUCUUUUACAGUCCUGUGGCUCUCUACUAAACUAAGAGCAGAGUUUACUGGUUACUCUCUCUGACAGUCCUGUGGUACUCUACUAAACUAAGAGCAGAGUUUCCUGGUUACUCUCAUUUACAGCUCUGUGGUACUCUACUAAACUAAGAGCAGAGUUUCCUGGUUACUCUCGUUUACAGCUCUGUGGUACUCUACUAAACUAAGAGCAGAGUUUCCUGGUUACUCUCGUUUACAGCUCUGUGGUACUCUACUAAACUAAGAGCAGAGUUUCCUGGUUACUCUCGUUUACAGCGAUUUGGUACUCUACUAAAUUAAGAGCAGAGUUUCCUGGUUACUCUCUUUUACAGCUCUGUGGUACUCUACUAAACUAAGAGCAUAAUGUCCUGGUUACUCUUUUACAACUCAACGGUACUUUACUAAACUAAGAGCAGGGUUUCCGGGUUACUCUCUUUUGUCAGUAGGUUUUGAAUGUUUAAGCUACAGUUUGAGCCAAACACAUGAUGGGAUUUUCUGUUGAAUAUUUUCAGUCCAUCAGCUCUCUUAUAAUUUUUCUCUCUAUUUCUGUAUCUGUUACAGUGUUUUCUAAACAUCGAACAUUAAUUGCUCAUGUUUCUACAGUUGAUAUGAAGCUCUAACAUUCAGCACUAUUUGUAUAGCCUAUUUUGACAGUUUAUUAAUGGUUCUGUGUGGUUUGUGAGAAAGUAUUUUAAGUGCAUUAGCUGCAUUAUGAAUUUUUGGAAACUUGUCUAAAGAGAGAGAGAUUUACUUUAUUUUACCAAAAGCCUCCUGGGCUCAUAAAGGUUUGUGAAUGGACAGCACAUGCUAUGUAAAAAGAAAUGCUAAUUUUGACAAGAAAAUUGAUCUUUUAUUAUAUAAUUUAUGAAUAGCUGUAUUUAUUGUUAAGUAUGCUAUAUCUAUAAUUGUUUAAAUGUAACACUAUGGAGAGAUUCAAAAAUCUAUAUAAUUGUAAAUAAUUUUUUAUUGCUAUAAAUAAGGCAAUCAGCACAAUUAUACAAGCUGCAAACACUUUAACAUGCCUCUAAUGAAGUUAAAUCAUGGUGACAAUUUGAGAUUAAUGAUCCAGUGACAAAUUGUUCCACAGGUUUGUGGGCGAGACUUUUUU